Messenger RNA from Setaria italica (foxtail millet), 1883 nucleotides. Its product is annotated as nodulation protein H. The coding region runs from base 512 to 1543 and encodes 343 amino acids. Gene Ontology annotation, molecular function: sulfotransferase activity. NCBI's taxonomy places the organism in Eukaryota, Viridiplantae, Streptophyta, Magnoliopsida, Poales, Poaceae. The transcript is spliced from 8 exons. The record is from RefSeq and is a predicted model, not a curated record.
AACCCACGAUCCUCCAGUCCUCUGUUCUCAUGUAAUUUCUGCUGCGGCUCCUUUUGGCUUUGUCGCUGUCACGCACCUCUCCACGCUCUUCUCCUCUCUUCUUCUCUCUUGUUUACUUGUUGUCUUCCUCCCUCCGCCCCCGCGACGUCACGCUCCUUUUCUUCUCCCUCCGAGUGUUCCAAGCCUUCUUCCUCCUCCGCUCCAGGUAGACUGCUUCCUCGCCGCGGCUGGAUCAGUAGGAAAAACAUGGCAGAAGCAACUGCUGGUUCUACCAACAAAGCUGUACGGCAAUACGGGCCAGGGGACUGAUACUAACCAGAGGACUUAUUUCAGUCUUUAUGCAAAUCAAUCCUGCACAGCCCUCGACAAAACUAGACCCAUGUUUUAUGUAUGAUUGCUCGCAGCACAACUAACUAACAAAAGGUGAGGUGUGCUGCCAAUGAAGACAAGAGGCAUCGGUUUCUUGCUCACAUGCCACGCAAGGAGAACAGGCAGACAGUUGAUCUAGCAGAUGCUAUCGCAAGAGAGAAUGAGUGUUUACUCAUUAAAAGGUUCGAAAGGUCCAGUGUUUCCUCUCCGAUCAAUCCUCGUCUUCUUCAUUGCAUUAUUUGGCUUCUACGUCUGCUACUUCUCCUUUAAUCAGUUAACUUUCGAAAAUGAAGAAAAAAUGACAAACGAAGAAGAACAAACAAAAAGUAUUUGCAGUAAACCUGCAGUUCCGCAUGAGCAGAGGCGAUAUGUGCACUUCCCAAAGCCUAUGACUUAUGACAGGGGCGAAUGCGCAUGUACCCCGGUCCGUUUCUUUGUUAUUGUGUCUAUGCAGAGAUCAGGAAGUGGGUGGUUUGAGACUCUGUUGAACAGCCAUCCUAAUGUCAGCUCAAAUGGUGAAAUCUUCUCUGUUAGAGAUAGAAGAGAAAAUAUCUCAACUAUUUUGAGGACUCUUGAUAAACUGCAUAGCAUGGACUGGCUCACUAGUGCAGCAAAAAAUGAAUGCACAUCAGCAUUUGGAUUGAAGUGGAUGCUAAAUCAGGGACUCAUGGAGCACCAUGAAGACAUUAUUGAUUAUUUAAACAGAAAAGGGGCUAUGGUGAUACUUCUCUUCAGGAGGAAUACAUUACGGAGGCUUAUCUCUGUGUUGGCUAACAACCAUGAUAGGAGAACAAAGCAGUUGAAUGGCAUUCAUAAAUCACACGUCCACUCAAAAGAGGAGGCUGAGAUACUAGCGAGAUUCAAGCCAAAGAUGGACGUGUCAACUCUAAUCCCAAGCAUCAGAAACGCUGAACAUUCCAUGAGAACUUGCUUGGGCCACUUCAGCAAGACACGCCACAUGAUCCUCUACUAUGAGGAUGUGAUCAGCGACAAAAAUGCACUGUCUCGAGUGCAGGAAUUCCUUGGAGUUCCGGUGACGAAGCUGUCCAGCCAGCAUGUGAAGAUCCACACCCGCCCCCUCCCGGACCUCGUCGAAAACUGGGAGGAUGUGAGCGACAUGCUGAACGGGACGAAGUACGCUCGGUUUCUUGAUGAUGCAGACUACGUCAAGUGAUGGUUUCUAGUUCAGGGCCAAACGGGUCAUGGAUAUAGUUCCAGUUUUAAAGAGUUCAUAAAUAGAUUUUUCCUCUUUUUGGCCCCCACAAAAAGAGUGCGUAAGAGGGUUGCAGUUUCGACAGCGUUGUUUGUAGGCAGGAGGUUUACAGAAGGGAUGAGGGAAGCAGAGAUUAUAAAAAUUGAGGCGUUCAUUUUCCGCCUUUUAGAUUCUGUGUAUAGAUUUUUCUGGGUUUUUGGGUGUCCUCCAAAGGUGGCUCGCAAUUGAGCUCCAUUUCCGAAAUUCUUCCAAGAAAACCGCAAUGAGCAGAUAAUCAGAUGCCGUUUGAUACUUGUAGUUA